Messenger RNA from Penicillium mononematosum, 651 nucleotides. Its product is annotated as Dimeric alpha-beta barrel. Bases 1 to 651 code for a protein of 216 amino acids. The transcript has 2 exons. The record is from RefSeq and is a predicted model, not a curated record. Lineage: Eukaryota; Fungi; Ascomycota; Eurotiomycetes; Eurotiales; Aspergillaceae.
AUGGCAGAUCCUACGGCUGACAGGUUACCGGUGGGCAACCUCAAUGACCGAGCAAUUCUUAUCUGGACAGAGUUCAAAGUCCCCAAAGAUCUAGAGCUGGAUACUGAAUGGGCUGGACAUUUCCAGCCACUGAUUUCGGCUCCGGGACACAAGGGGUCUGGGUGGACAAGACUCCAGGGGAGCCCGGACACGAUUCUUCUGAUAACAGAGGUCCUUCUUGCUCCAUCACUUGCUAGAAUCAUACGUUCAAUUGUUCUGGACUUUCCGAUACCGAUGACUGAAGCCCAAAAGGUUCAAAUUUUGAAGCUGAAAGCCAUUCGCGAACCGGCCCUCGGGAUUAACGGUCAGCACUACCGCAACAAGCGACGUCAACUUGAUCCUCCUUUAAAGAUAUGGGCCACCCACACAGAAUCCGUGCAUGGUCAAGAAGCUCAGUUGAUGUUGUCGCAACAUUUCUGGCGGAAUGCAGAGAGCGCUGAGUAUAGGCAUCUUGGGAAAUAUAGCAUGGAUGGUAGACCUAUAGUCGGCGGCAGAACCCUAAUGGAGAGGCUUAGUGACAGUUUGGAAAAUGCAGGAGCUAUAGGAUGGAAGGUAGAGCUUGUUGGUUUCACGCCGAUUGGAGAUCGGAAGUUUUAUGGCCAUAUGUGGUGA